AUUCGCUCGUCCUCCGAUUGUGGAGAAGCUAAGUAGAAGAAACCAAAAGUAGAAUAAACCUAUUCCUUUUUGUAAAACGACGGAGACGCUCUCCUUCAAUUGACGGACGGAAAGCCAUGAUUCGAUGGAGAGAAGCCGAACACAAGAGCUCCACCAAACCAAGAAACAAAUGACCGACAUCAAGCGUGAAACAUCAGACCAGAUUCAGAGCCCUCACGCGAGCAAUACACGAGCGAGUCCUCAGGACUCGACCAAUGCUUUCUCUCGAGUCAACAUUUUCCAACUUAGUUUUCUUUGGAGUCGAGAGUCUGAUGAUAACAUUAUGUUGGUGGCUGCAAACUGUGUUGACGGACACGGAGGCAGGCUUCGCCGCCGAGACCACUUUGCUGCUUGUGUAGUGAUUGAAUUGAGCUCUGGAUUUUCUCCCAUGAUUAUUAUGCAGGGCGCGAAUUUAGAAGACGAGGCAUCGCAACUCCGUCUGUCGGCCACAGAGAUGAGAAAUCUCGAACAGAAUGGUGCUGAAGACAAUGGAAAGAGACUGAACAACUUUCUCUCCCAGCAGUAUUACCUUUUGAACAUGGAACCGUAUCAAAGGGAGGGUUCAGUUUAUAUUGUGUUCAUUUGACAUUUAUGAAGAUCUGUCAAUCUGCAAUGUACGUCAGUCCACCUGCAUGUGAAGAGAAGACUGAGCGAGUGCAUACACAAAUUGUUACUCUGACCUCCAAUGUUCAGAAACAGUCUCGUAAGAACGAGCGAAGACUGCAGUUCAAGUGCUUUCUGAAGCCGAUCAGCAUGUCGGUCACAGAUCCCGAUUCGUCUUUCGAAUCAAGCAGAUUGCAGCCUGUGUCCGAAAUUGAGGAAGUUGUUCAAGUGCCCCCCAUUGAAGAACUUAUAGAUGAUGUGUCCGAUUCUUUAGAGGUAUCUGUGCCUAUAUUAGAGAAUGUCGGUGCCACUCCUGGUAGUUCCACUUCAAUCCGUCGAGGAAUCACUAGAAAUCGUCUUUUGACUAUAUCGACGACGGGAGAAUGCACGGUCCAAGAUGAACCUGCUCCUUCCAAACCAGACAAGGGUAAGAAGCAACAAGGUUCUGGGCAGAGUCACAGAAAAAUAUCUCUCCAGAACCCGUUCCCUAGUGUGGGAAAGUUCAGAGGAACAGCUGAAGAUAAGAUUCUUGCCUGUAUAUUGUGGCUCAAAAGAAGAAGCAAUGAGAAGCAAGUUAAAGCGGGCAAGGAUGUUUUAGCCCUGUAUCACGACUCAUUUCUCUACGCGGAAGUACCGUUAUCUAUCAAGGUUAGAGCUUCCAUUCGAGGAGGUUUUUUGCGCCCUAUUCUUGUAUGGCUGGAAUUUAUAGCUGCUUUGACUUCGGUGAUUGUCUACGUUCGAUCGACAACGUUGAAUAUUGGACCUCUUUUUGUGCUCGGAAAGAGUUGUAGUCGUGUGGAAAAAAAUUACUUCGUUAUGCAGGUGUAUUACUCGGAAAACUUAUUUUCUGAAAACCUGCUGUCUGAAUCUCAUGUUUAUAAGACCUCCGAGUAUCCAGAGGAUGGAAACAUCUAUGUCCGAACCUUACGACACAGAUUUCAAUGCCAGUGACGCUUUCUGGUUGGAAGCAUGCAGGUACAACUACGAAACUCCACCCUAUGUUAUUAUCGUGGAAACCGUGUGUGGUGUAUUUUUCUUAAUUGAUUACGUUAUAAAUUUGUUCAGUGCUCCAGUACGGUUGUACUACAUUAUAUCAGCAACAGGACUUGUUGACUUGUUGAGCGUACUGCCCAUCGCCUUUCUCUGGAGCAAAAAGAAGAACUUUGGAGUUGAAAUUUUGUUAUUUCUCCGAGUUCUAAGAAUAAUGCCCGUGCUAACAUCCAUUGGGCUGAGUGGAGCAACAAUUACACAGCAGAUAUUUCGUCUGGUGGUGUACGCCUUCGGCGUGAUAUUUAUCGCUGCGGGACUACUUCAAUGGGUUGAAUACAGGGCAAGCACAACGCAGUACAGAGAAGACAAUAAUUGCAGUCCCAAGGGAUGCCUAACGUUCUUCGGGGCUUUCUACUUCAUGAUUGUGACCAUUUCCACAGUUGGUUAUGGUGACAUAACUCCUAAAUCAGACUGGGGACGUGCUGUUGCUAUUCUGGCUAUUCUGGCAGCUCUCAUCAUUCUUCCUGCCCAAGUAAAUAACAUCAUGCAGCUUGCUUCUCGCAGGCCUUAUGGAGGAUAUUUUGCAGUGAAGAAGGUUGUUGGCUCUCGCUUUAUUAUUGUAAGCGGAAACUUGACCUUCAGAACUGUACAAGAUUUCCUCUCCGAAUUCUAUCACCCGAAUCACGAUAAAGACCUGGCUGCAUUUCCCAUACGUGUCGUACUUCUCGCUCCAUUUAAACCCUCAUUUGAGCUGAAAUCGUUAUUAGCACACUACAAAGGACGAGUUGAAUUUAUUCAAGGCACACCGCUGAAAGAUAUAGACCUUGACCGAGUUAGCGCUAAUGUUGCGUCCGCCAUUUUCUUAAUAGCAGAUCAGCAUGCUCAGGAUCCAGAAGCGGAAGAUGCAACACAAAUUCUGCGUACACUUGCAGUACAUCGACACUGUGGAUCUGCUUUGCGCGUAAUAGUCGAGCUACUGAAACCCGAAAGACGAGCCAACGCCAUCUGGGAUGAUGCUACAAGUGAUAUUGAGAUUAUCUGCUUCGAGUCCAUUCGCUUCAAACUUCUCUCUCGCAGCUGCCACAUACAGGGAAUUUCUACAUUUGUAGUUAACCUGUUUAAGCAAGGACUGGUGGUGAGCAAGCCAGAGAAAGGCAAUUGGUUGAGGCAGUAUUACCACGGCCUCAAACAAGAAGUGUUUCCCGUGCUACUCCCGGCAUGCUUUCACACAGAGGAGCUUCUGUUUGAAGAGGCUGCGGAGCUUCUGUAUGAGAGAACGGGUGUCAUACUUUUCGCCCUGGACGUGCUAAUCAAGGCGUCAGCCAGCAGAGAGGUUGUACUCUUCCCGAAAGGUCGAGUGCUUCAGUCUACGGACGUGGGUAUGGCAAUAGCCAAGAACCUUGAGGCAGCGGAAAGAGUAAGCAAAUUCGCCAAGCGCAGGAAAAAAGCAUGCCGGCAUAUGGCAAGUGGCUGCGCAAGUUGUAUGACCCAGUCGCAGCUUUCGGACCAAGAUUUGCUGAAUCUGAUCAAAAGCAAACGUUACACUCUAUCCGAGCAAUCAACGAGCAUCGAUCCCAUCGUUACCACAAGCUCUGGUGAGCUGACCAGGGAGCCCAAAGCCACGAGCCCGACACAAGGCUUGCUCGAUAGCGUCAGCAACUUGCAGAGCCAGUUCUCCAGUUUCCUUCUUUCUACACCAUUGCGAGUUUCUGUAUCAAGCGAGUCUGCCUCAUCGACUGACACCGAAAUACAGCAACCUCAGCACAUCAGCUCGCUAGAGGAAGCUAUAGACCUGGCAAUGAGCUGGCCGCCGACCAACAAGCAUUACAAGCCCGAUCCUCCUAUUUUGGAGAGAAGAGCCGAUGACAUUAUGGACCAUCUGCAGAGAUUCACGCUGUCCAUGGUGAAACUGAACGAGCCGCACAUUUUGGUGUGUAUGCAGGGACCCUGGCCUCUGAAUCUGUUUUAUUUCGUCUCCCAUUCACGUACUCUGUUUCCCAAAACCACACCCAUAGUCAUCUUACAUCCCAACCAGCCGACUGCCACGGAUUGGGGCUGUGUGGGCAUGUUCGAAGGUGUCUACUUCAUUCGAGGAAGUCCCAUUUAUGAACUGGAUCUUAUUCGAGCAGGAGUUUUGCAAGCAGUGGUAAUUAUGACUUCAUAUAUCCACCUGGAGGAGAACCAAAUGAUCCCGAGUGAUCAAGAUGAGACAGCAGGAACAGCUCCUGCAACUGCUCACACUCAAGACGUCAACAACAUAGUUAUUGCAGCGACGGUGGAAAGGUUGUUGCGUCCGGUGGGAGAGCGAAUCAUUGUGGAGCUGCAACAGGAAGCUGCAUUUCAGUACCUUCGACCCAAAUUAUACAUCGAUCGUCGCCAGUUUUUUGCUGAAAUGUACCGGCGAAAUCGAGUUGGUACUUUCCAGUUUGCCCCACCGUAUAUCGAGGGAAAGACUUUCUGUCCCCAAACGCUGGCUUUUCUCACAUAUGCAACUUUCUUCAAUCGCAAUUGUAUGUCGAUCGUGGAACAAUUACUAUCUGGAGGCAAGAUUCUGUCAGCCGAUGGAGAAGAUGUCGAGGACGAUCAUUUGAGAGUUCUGGAUCAGAUUGUAGUACCCAAAGCCUUCGAAGGUAAAUCCUUUGGAUCUCUGUUUUCAGGGCUGUUAAGGCAUCACGGCAUGUUGGCCGUAGGCUUAUAUCGACCUCUGAAAUUCCAUGGAUCGCUCGUCCCUUACGUGUUCACAAAUCCUCCACCUCACGAACUUCUCGAUCUGAAAGAUCUUGUGUACAUACUCCGCUGAACAUGUUGCCAAUAUCCAAGCAUAAGAAGCUUGGAUUUUGGCACAUGAGCUCUGCAUAUUCACAAUAUUAAUGGUCUGUCAACAAUCUAGAUGCACCUUCCUGACGGAGACAGUGACUGUCAUCGAAAGCAGACAGUUCAUUGAUCUUCAUGGAACUUUCAUGAUGAGUAGAAUCGAACAGUUUCUAGCAAUACAUUGCAGGAGCCCUACAA
Molecule: messenger RNA, 4644 nt
Organism: Marchantia polymorpha subsp. ruderalis
Lineage: Eukaryota; Viridiplantae; Streptophyta; Marchantiopsida; Marchantiales; Marchantiaceae
Source: the annotation of a GenBank genome assembly